AUGACACAGUGGUGGGGUACCGAAGAACCGCCGAGUCGGAUUACAAAGGACGUUAGACUACAAGAACCUCACCUCGUCCUUUCGGACGAGGCUGCAGUUCGCCAAUUUGACAAACUGACAACAAAACUUGGAAACUCUACUCUAGUGCAAAACAGUAACAACAGUAACAACCAACGAAAGAAGAGAGGAGAGGAAAGAUUCCUAAUUUCGUUCCAAUUCUUAGCUUGCUCUAUCGUUUUACAAACAUUAAAGUUUGUCGUUUAUCGUUUUACAACUUCGCUUGAUGACGUUUUACAAACUUUAAUGUUUGUAAAACAAUAUCAGUUACCAAGGCCCACCACGUGGAGACUCUACUGUUUAGAAUUGCCGCGGAGCGUUGGAGUCCCUCUAAAUGUCCUUCUCGAUCACGUGAUCAGGAAGAUAAGGCGUUUCAUUGACAGACUCAUAAAACUCCAUUUUUGGUAAUUAUGAAACAAAAAAUACUAAUAAUUUUGAACUGAAUGUUGUUCUCCAAGAGUACAUCAAUUCGAAUUCCUCUAUUUCGAUUUUUACUGAUGGCUCCAAAUUUUGUGAUGCUGCUAAAUGCGCUGAACAACAUAUAUUGCCUGAGAAAUUAUCACUUUUGGCUUCCUCUUUGUAGGAAAAACUUGUGCAUUACAAACUUUUAAGAAUGUUUUUUCCUUUAUAUCUUGAACUUAAAUUGUUUAAACAAGAGAUUCUCUAUCUCUUAUUUAAAGUUUGAGUUUUUUUAGUGCCAUUAAUACGUUAUUAUUCGAUAAUAAUAAUUAAUUCGAUAAUAAUUAUUAUUCGAUUAAACUUAUUUGAAUCCUAAGACUUUAGGAAAUGACACAACAGAUAAAGUUACUAAAGCUAAAGUUAAACCAACCACUAAACUCCUCGUUUAUAUAAAAAAAUGUUAGAAUUAAUUUUAGAAUUAAUGCCAAAGCAUUUCAAAAAAGUUUUAUUUGCUUCUUAAGACUUCACAUUAAACGGAACUCGAACAAAACUUUAUGAUAUAAGAUGUAAUAUUCACUCAUAUUCAAGCCUUUCUUCUCUCUAGAAAAGAACAAAUGCCCUUUUCAUAUUUCAUAUUCUAAUUUAGCUCAUCAAUUUUAGAUUACUAAAGAUAAUUUUCCUAUAUGUGAUACUUGUGGUGUAACAUUCACAAUUCACCAAAUAUUAUUGAUUUGUCGCAAAUAUUCCAUAUGAAAUAACUUCGACAUUCAAGAAGAUUAAUCUUAAGAUUAAGGAUAAUCUUAAAUAUAAUCUUAAAUAUAAUCUUAAAUGAUACUGAAAACAUUAAAAAUAUACUUCAAUUUCUUUCUACAACUGGUCUACUUGAAUAUUUAUAGUAUGAAUUUUUAUAUAAAUAUAAUUUCAUAAUUGUUACAUACAUCUUUUAUAUCCUCAGUAAUGAUCGCUUAUGAUUACAAUGUUAAUGCGACCAUUUAAAAAUAAAUAAAUAAAUAAAUAAUAAUAUAUAAAUAAAUAAAUAAAUAAUACUUAUAACAAUCGAUUUUCCAAUUAAUAAUGAAGCAAUAAUUUCAUGACAAGAUUUGCCACUUUGUUAAUUCAAUUAUUUUCCUUCCCAAUUCAACAAACAUGUUUCGAUAUAUAUUACUAUUCGGUGACGAUUUAUUGAUUUCAAUAUUCUUGUGAAAUAUAAAUAUUUUUUUCACAUAUAAAUAUUUAAAGAUCUUAGAUAGUUCAAGAUAUGGAAGUGUCUAGAAACUGUUGGAUACACUAAUUUAAUAGUUUUGUAAAUUCAUAAUAGAUUCAAAGUGAUAUAUAGUAUUAAAUAUACUACUGCAUUAUUCUUCUAUAUUUGUGAUAUCUUUUCAUUCAAUAUUAAUAAUAGCUUUUAUAGAUGUUGCUUUUGGAAAAUAUAGCGAAAAAUAUGAUUGUUUGGAAAUUUCUGCAACUAUUGUUUCUUUAGAGUAAAUUAUAUGUGUUAAUAUUGAAUUAUAAUAUAGAUACUGAACUACAUCAAGUUGAAUUUUAUUUCGAGUAUUUUUUUUUUUUUAUUAUAAUAUUGAUUAGAUGGAGCGAUAAAAUAAUAAGUGGUGCAAAAAGCAAAGACUGA
Heterotrigona itama is the source of this 2083-nucleotide messenger RNA. NCBI's taxonomy places the organism in Eukaryota, Metazoa, Arthropoda, Insecta, Hymenoptera, Apidae. The record is from the annotation of a GenBank genome assembly.